CAUCUGUCAUCCAUCAGCUUUUCGUGCAAAAUCUGUAUCCUAUUUUGCAUUCCUCAGUAAUUAAAGGCGUUUCAUUUGAUCUGUCCAGAGACGAUUGUUGGGCUUUGUGCUGUAAAACCAAAAGCGAAAGCUAAACUGCUCUCUUGCGGCAGAAAUCAGAAUCAAAGGAAGUUAUACCAGACAUUUCAUCCCGAGAAACACGAAAAAUCCCCAGACCAUGUCCUUAAAGGAUGACCUCACAACCGAGACCUCCGACCAAGUUCGGGGUAAGAUCAUUCACGUCCUCUGGAACCGUAAAUCAACGGUGAACCUGCAACAAAAUGAGCUGGACUGGGAUGCGUAUUUCGCCUAUUACGCAAGAGAAUGCAGGCAGGCUUUACUGAUUUCCCAGGGUCGGUACAUCUCGGCAAGGACACAUGAGGAUAUUACCUCGACUGCCAGACUGAUCGAAGAGCUGAACACCAAAGACGCUAUUAAGACUGUUCUUCGUGCAAAAUUAACGAAGGUGUGGCCUAAGGAGCAAGAGGACGAAAUGCUGGAAGGAUCGAUAAGACUCGCCGCUCGCCUCCUUGUGAUGUUGGAUAUCGGGCCAUUUCCGAAGGCAUUUUCGGGACGACCGUUCCUAGUUUGGGAUGAGAAAUCCCUCAAAGAUUGUGCACAGGGCUACUUUAACGCCUCUUCGUUGCGAGAUCACGGGGAUCUCAAGCUUGAGCCGCUGUUUACGGCGCGAAAUCUCUGCCGUAUUGGAGGAAUUGAGAUUGCGUGGACAGAUAAUCUAGCAGAUCACCUGCAUUUCAUCGAAGGCGAUCGAAAAGUCCGUAUCUUUCACCAUGCGUCUUUUCUCAAAUGGCAACAAAGUCAAAUACUGCCUAAAGGCCUUGCUGAGGAAACACUCAAUACCCUUGCCCUUCUCUUCCCACAGUCUGAAGUCGAGACAGAGAAGUGGUUUGAGUCAAUGGUCCGUUCAAACUCGGACUCCAUUCACCUUGAUCGCCAGCUCGUCAGAUGCGGCCAACUAAGGACGGAAAGACGACAGUUUGCGGAUUUUAAUUUCUGGCACGAUAGGUUGGUGAUUCUGAAACAGGUCUUCGAUAAAUCUCGUCCUGCAACGAUGUCGCAAUGGUGGCAUGAUAGAAGGAACGGGGUCCAAUGGUACACAUUCUGGGUUGCAAUAUUAGUGUUGUUCUUGACGAUCUUCUUCGGCUUAAUUCAGAGCAUCGAGGGUGCUAUGCAGACAAGGACACCCACCUCUCGACCCUAG
Molecule: messenger RNA, 1261 nt
Organism: Lindgomyces ingoldianus
Lineage: Eukaryota; Fungi; Ascomycota; Dothideomycetes; Pleosporales; Lindgomycetaceae
Exons: 3
Coding region: 218-1261 (347 amino acids)
Source: RefSeq, a predicted model, not a curated record